Emiliania huxleyi CCMP1516 is the source of this 768-nucleotide messenger RNA. RefSeq lists its product as hypothetical. The record is from RefSeq and is a predicted model, not a curated record. The transcript has 4 exons. The coding region runs from base 1 to 768 and encodes 255 amino acids. Lineage: Eukaryota; Haptophyta; Isochrysidales; Noelaerhabdaceae.
AUGGAGCUAGCAGCCUCUAUCGACGCCGCGCCAGGGGCGCAAAAAUUCUUUCUCCGUGCCCAUGCCAGUGCGCGCCAGUACUUCGACCUGGUCGGCGGCACGACGGGCAGGCCCCCCGACGUCGAGGAAGGCGCUCUCGCGUUUCCGGCCGCAUACUCUCUCGUCCCGGCCGAGCAGCUGCUGCCCCUCGCCGAGUUCACGUCCAAGCACGAGUUCCUACACCAGGCGCAGCGGCGCUUCACGACGGUGGUCCACAACAGGAACUGGCGCGACCUCGCAGAGGAGCUCGCCGCGGAGGGCUCCGCGGGAUCGCGGUCUGCUCCUCGCGGCAAGAAGGGCAAGGCGCAGGCCAAGGGCAGGGAGCGGGCGAAGCACGCGGCCUGGCGGGAGGCGGUCCGCUUCGUGGCGGCGAGCCAAGACGGCGCCGGCGCCUUCCUCAACGCCAUCCCAAUGCGGGAUGACAUGCGAAUGGAGACUUGGGCGAUGCGGAUCUCGGUACAGCGCCGCCUGGGCCUUCCCCUCGACGCGGCCUGCCAGGCCGCGGCGCCCUCGACACGCAUCGCGAUCGAGGUGGACGGCCCCUUUCACUUCCUCCUGCCCGACGGCCGGGGCGUGCGCAGACCCAACGGGCCGACGCUGCUCAAGCGGCGCCUCCUCGCGGCGGCCGGCUGGCGGGUGAUCAGCGUUCCAUUCUUCGAGUGGGACGCCUUGCCGACGGCCAGCGAGCGACAAACCUACCUGGAGAGGGCGGUCGCCCUGUCGGAGUAA